This is a messenger RNA of Lolium rigidum, 799 nucleotides long. Its product is annotated as peroxisome biogenesis protein 19-1-like. Gene Ontology annotation, cellular component: peroxisome; peroxisomal membrane. NCBI's taxonomy places the organism in Eukaryota, Viridiplantae, Streptophyta, Magnoliopsida, Poales, Poaceae. Gene Ontology annotation, biological process: protein import into peroxisome membrane. Bases 16 to 591 code for a protein of 191 amino acids. The record is from RefSeq and is a predicted model, not a curated record. The transcript is spliced from 3 exons.
GUGAGGGGGCUGGGCAUGUCGCUGCCCGACCCCAGGGCGCCCAGGCGCCGCGCCGCGAGGCAGCCGCCCAGGGGCGCGCACGCGUCCGAGGCGCUCGAGAAGCUCACCCAGGAGACGAGGGAGGCCGUGCGCGGGCUCGAGUCCGCCACCGGCGGGAUCGGCGGCCUCGACGACGAGGCCAUGAUGGAGGACUUCGUCAAGCAGUUCCAGGAGUUCGCCGGCGCGCAGGAUAUGGACUCUAUUGUUGAAACAAUGAUGAAGCAGCUUCUGUCCAAGGAGAUCCUUCAUGAGCCCAUGAAGGACAUUGUAGAGAAGUACCCACAGUGGCUGGAAGACAACAAAAGCAAGAUAAGCAAAGAAGACUUUGAGCGUUACAGCAAUCAGCUUGAACUCAUGCUGAAGCUUAAUGAGGUCUAUGAGCAUGAGCCCGAGAACAUGUCCAAGAUUUUUGAGAUCAUGCAAAACAUGCAAGAAUGUGGUCAGCCCCCCAGUGAUCUUGUUCAAGAUAUUGUUCCAGAUCUGGAUCUGAGCAAGCUCGGACAACUCUCUCCCGAAAUGCUUGAAUCAGGAGAAAACUGCUGCAUCAUGUGAUGAGCAAAGCAUUCCAUACUGGGUGAAAAUUCCAUGAAGUUCGUUACCUGUACCCUCUCCCUCCCCCUUUUAGUUUAAAGUUACUCCCGUUGGAUCAUCUGUUAAGCUCUACAGAUAUAAAAUAGUUCAGUGGUUUCUGAAUACCUGAUGGAUGUUACGCUUCAGUUGAUGUACAUUGAUAAUGAGAAAAAUAAGUCCAUUUGCCUUA